Vicia villosa (hairy vetch) is the source of this 867-nucleotide messenger RNA. RefSeq lists its product as uncharacterized. NCBI's taxonomy places the organism in Eukaryota, Viridiplantae, Streptophyta, Magnoliopsida, Fabales, Fabaceae. Bases 1 to 867 code for a protein of 288 amino acids. The record is from RefSeq and is a predicted model, not a curated record. The transcript has 6 exons.
AUGAUAGAAGAUGAUGGAAAUUCCGGGACAGAGCAAGGAAGUGGCUUGAAGAAGACAAAACGAAUCCCAAUGUGUAAAUCGACUUCAGUUGAAGAAUUCCUCAAAGAAAAUGGGGAAAAUGGUGAAGAAGAUGAAUGUGAAAAUCUUGAGGAAGAAGAAAAUAUAAUGGGUGAAGAAGAAAACACUCAACAAACUGAAGGGGCAAGUAAGAAAAGGACACGUGGACCAACUCAAUGUUUGAAAAUCCAUGCUAGAAAGAGUGAGGAUCAUGAAGAGGUGGUCUUAGACGAUGAUGGAGAAUCUAUUGGACCCAAUGAUCGAACCGUGACAGAUUUGAGUUGUUUCCUUGGCACUGUCGCGAGGAAUUCAAAAUCGUAUCCCUUAGUUUAUACUAACUUCAAAGCUUUGAAGAAAGCAAACAAGGACCGUAUAUGGGAAUUUGUCACUGAUAAAUUCAGUAUCCCUGAUAAUGGAAGUAGAGCAGUUUUCUCUCGCAUAAAUGAUGCUUGGAGGCGUUACAAGAAAGAUCUCAAAAAGAGUUGUUUUUUAAAGUACACUACUAUGAGUGAAAGAUUGAAGCAUCGUCCCCAGACCAAAAUUAGAAAAAUCAAUGCUGUGAACAGAGCUAAGCAAAAGAAUAUGCAUCAGAUGGGCCCAACAAACUUUGCAUGGAUUCGUGCAAAACUGAAAGAGGACGGAAAGGAAGUUAGCCAGGCAGAGAUGUUCAUUGAGACUCGACAAAGUCGAAAAGGAAAACAGCCAGAUAAGGAAACUUCAAGUGCAAUUUCUAAGCUUCAAGAAUCAGUUCAUAACUCAACUGAAUCUGAGACAUUUAACUCCUUGUUUGGGAAAGAAAAAUCUGGAUGA